AACAGUCUUGAAUUCAGUGCCCAUUUAAGAGUAAGUUUUCAGGAAAAUUUAUUUAAAAUUUUAGGGACUUUGCUCCCAAUUAGUGACAUUCCAACCAAACGUCACCCAUUCAUCCUGUCAAAAUUUGUCACAAACCAGGAAAAAAGUGAAACAAACCAAAAAAGUGCAUUUAUACCACGUCCACGUAAAAUGUGGCUUUAUCACACUUUUUAUCACCGAUGAUAAAAACACUGUCAACAUGUAAACAAGAUGUUGGGCCGACAAAAAUUUAAAUACGAAGCUGUGGACAGCGACGAUGAGCCCCCGAGUGAUUUCGAAGAGAAAAAACGUGGAUUUUUCAAUAGUGCUUGCUUCUGGUCGAGUUUAUUUACAAGUAUUCUGAUUGGAACUUAUUACAUUCCUUCCAUAUGUUUGACGUUCUAUCAGCGAUGGCUUUUCCAGACAUUCCAUUUUCCGUUAGUCACGGUUUUGGUUCACAUGAUUGUGAAAUUCUUACUAGCAGUCAUAAUCAGGGCUGUGUUGGAACGGAAACAAGGAAAACAAAGGGUUAUGUUAGAGUGGAGGGAGUACUUGGUCGCAGUGGCCCCCAUGGGGGUUUUCAGUGGCCUUGAUAUUGGGUUCUCUAACUGGGGCUUGGAACUCAUCAAAGUGUCAUUGUACACAAUGACGAAAUCUACAACAGUUGUGUUUAUUCUGGGAUUUUCGAUGUUAUUUAAGCUUGAGAAAAAGUCCUGGAGUUUGGCAUUUAUCGUCGGAAUGAUCACAACAGGAUUAAUCCUUUUUACAUACAAAGCAACCCAAUUUGACACUUUGGGAUUUCUCUUAUUAUUAUUGGCUUCAAUGUCGAGUGGUGUGAGAUGGACUUGUGUCCAACUCCUCCUCCAAAAGUCCAAAAUCGGGAUGAGAAACCCCAUUGACAUGAUCUACCAUAUGCAACCAUGGAUGAUCAUCUCAGUCCUCCCAUUGGCCAUAUGGAUGGAGGGCCCCACAAUCAUCAAAAACUGUCAAAUCAUACGCACCACAGACACCUCCAUAAUAAUCACACUGAUUUUCAAAAUCCUUGUAGGGGCCUUUAUUGCGUUUUUCAUGGAAGUUUGUGAAGUCCUAGUGGUGGGUUACACCUCAAGUCUCACUCUCUCCAUCGCUGGGAUUGUUAAAGAAGUCUUUAUCCUAGUUUUAGCCGUUGAAUGGACCGGAGACCAACUUUCGCUCAUCAACGUUGUCGGUUUACUCAUCUGUCUCUCGGGUAUCACGUGUCACGUGUUCCACAAAUUGAGACACACCGCAAAAAUGGCACGUGUGUAUGAAAUGCACGACGAGCGACGCGAGUUAGGUGAGCAUUUGAUAGUCAAUGAAGACGGACACGUGUCGAGUGAUAAUGACGAGAAAAAUGACACACAAGUAUUGUUUGACAUUUUACGCAAUCGGGACAGGUAGUCACGCCUUUUGACGGGCUAGUACUUAAGCAUUUUUUAAUUUAAUACUUUUGUAUAUAUGUUUUGUGAUAUUGUGUAAUUUAAGCCUAUUAUGUGUGGAAAUGUGAUGGUUAUAGUUGGCGCGAUCUCGUAACCUUAUUCACUUCACAGUUACCAUUAAGUUACAUAUGUUUAAAAAUUAUUUAUGUAAAGUAAAAUCCACACAAAAAAUAAUACAUCAAUCUACAAUAAAAUAUUUGCGAAAUUA
Messenger RNA from Tribolium madens (black flour beetle), 1683 nucleotides. Its product is annotated as solute carrier family 35 member C2. Bases 250 to 1437 code for a protein of 395 amino acids. NCBI's taxonomy places the organism in Eukaryota, Metazoa, Arthropoda, Insecta, Coleoptera, Tenebrionidae. Gene Ontology annotation, biological process: UDP-glucose transmembrane transport. Gene Ontology annotation, molecular function: antiporter activity. The record is from RefSeq and is a predicted model, not a curated record. Gene Ontology annotation, cellular component: Golgi apparatus; cis-Golgi network; endoplasmic reticulum-Golgi intermediate compartment. The transcript is spliced from 3 exons.